AUACCCAGUGUAAGUCUGUGGUGGUCUGUGUGACAGCAGGACGUUUUUAUUUGGCCCUCCCCGGAUCCACCGCCGGCCUUCUGGAUCUCUAAGAAGCUUCUUCAGAAGGUCUCCAGCCCCGUGUUCCCUCUGCCUGCCUGGUGUUCACACACAACUGGAGGUUGUCUCACACACACACCACCACUGGCUGACCUCACCGUGACCCCUCCUCCCCACGACCACCGCCACACCCCCCUGAGCCCCGCCCUCCUCCUCGGAGCAACUAUGGCGUUGUCUUCCCGCUUAAAGCUGUGGGAGCAGAAGAUAAAGGAGGAGAACAAGCCGGCGGCCGCCACCAUCCCUCCACCGCCGCUGUCCGUCCUGCCUGGAGGCAUCCUGAAGCAACUGGUCAGAGACUCAGAGAAAGAGACCAAACAUAAGGAGCCAGAGGUCAAAGAGGUCAAAGACGAGAGAACACCACACAAACUGAGCGACAACCUGGUGCAGCAGUUCCUGGUCCCGGAUCAGACUCCUCCAAUCCUGGAGGCCGAGAUGGCUCUGCGGGCCGAACAGGUCAGCAACAGCAAACAGAAACGGUCCGACUCCGUCCAGUCGGACGGCGGCCCGCCAUCCCAGCGCCACAUUAUGACUCCGGAGUCCGAUGGUCAGACGCUCUCACCGGAGCCCCCAAAACAAAACCAGCGACAGGAAAAGAAGCAAGAGGUGGUGAGCAGGAAGAAGCUGCAGCCUGAGCCGAACAAAAGGAGGACGGACGACCGGAAGCUGGUGGAGACCAACCAGAACGGGAUUGAGGAGAGACAGGAGCCGGAGGGGAGGCAAGCUGACGCAACCGUACCGGAGCAGAACGGGAAGGAGGUGAGGGACGUGUGGUACGAGGUCGGACCUGUGUGGUUCGUCCACAAGGACGGCUUCACCCGCGCCACUCAGCUGAAGCCGGAUGAAGGAACGCCUGACCUCCCACCGGGUCGGGUCAGAGUCCGGCUGGAGACGGACGGCUCGCUCCACGACGUCACAGAGUUUGAAGUUGAAAAGUGUAACCCGUCAGAGCUGGAUGUGUGUGAGGAUCUGAGCGACCUGCAGUGUGUGAAUGAAAGUGGAGUUCUGCACACACUGACCAGUCGAUCCAAAGCCGGCAUGCCCCUCACUCAUUCUGGACCCAACCUGGUCAGCCUGUGGCCCCCGCUGCAGACCCACAGCAAGACCUUGAAGACGCGGCGGGGGGAGUGUGUGUGGGAUGCCCCCCCUGCUCUGGACGCGCUGGUCAAGCGGGUGUAUCUGUCCAUGGUGGGAACCCGGAGGGACCACAGUGUGUGUGCGUUGGGACGCAGCGGCACGGGGAAGACCACUACCUGCCAGGCGUUCACACACGCUCUGCUGAAGCAGGCCGGAGCAGCCGGACCGAACAUCAGUGUGGAGCGUGUGAGCGCCAUGUUCUCCAUCCUGAGGUCCUUCGGCUGUGUGAGCUCCCUGCACAGCGACGCCUCAUCUCGGUUCGCCACAGUCUUCUCUCUGGACUUUAACCACGCCGGCCAGGUCUCUGCCGGACACCUGCAGACCAUGAUGCUGGAUAAAUGGACAGUGUGUCAGAAAACUCCAGGAGAAAGCAACUUCCUGGUCUUCUCCCAGAUGCUGGCGGGACUCAGCUCAGACAUGAGGACAGAACUGCAGCUGCACCAGCUCCCUGACGCCAACUCUUUUGGUAUCCUUCAUCCCUCCAAGGUUGAAGAAAAGCAGCGAGCGUCUGUCGCCUUCACCAAGCUGCUGGCUGCCAUGGAAACGCUAAGCUUCUCAGCCGGAGAGCAGAAGGCGAUCUGGCACGUUCUGGCCGCCAUUUACCACCUGGGAGCUGCUGGGGCCUGUAAAGUGGGCCGGAGGCAGUUUGUGAACUUUGACAGCGCUCAGGCAGCCAGCAGAAUCCUGGGGUGUGAGGCGGAGGAGCUGGACACGGCCGUCUUCAAGCAUCACCUGCGACAGCUGCUGCAGAAAGCCACUGGAGUCAGCAGAGAGAGGAACGAGGCUGAGGAGGGUCCCCGUCUAACAGCUGCUCAGUGUGUGGAUGGAAUGGCUGGUGGUCUCUAUGAAGAGCUCUUCACCGUCAUAGUCUCACUCAUCAACAGAGCUCUGAGCAGCGAGCAGCUAGCGUUAGCCUCUGUGAUGGUGGUGGACGCCCCGGGCCUCAGGAACCCCCGUCACUCAGCGGAGGAGCGAGGGGCCAGCUGGUCAGAGCUGUGUCACAAUUACCUGCAGGAGCGGCUGCUGGAGCACUACCACUCACACACCUUCACACACACACUGGAGAGAUAUGCACAGGAGAGGAUUCAUGUGGCGUUCAAGUGUCCAGACAGCAGUUCUUCAGAGGUGGUGUCCGCCAUCGAUCAGUCGCCUGCGCAGGUAUGAGAUCCACCACACCGCUUCCUGACACGACUUUUAAGACAGAUUUUGUCCUGAAAAAGAGCAUAUGAUUUUGCAUUUUGCAUGCAUGUAUGUAUGUGUUCCAACUCAAAGUGGCAGCAAUGUGCCAUUUAUAACAAAGCGUAACCCCAUGCUAUGCUAUGCAGAUGCUCUGUCUGCUCUGAUGAAGUGUCAUAUAUUUGGAUUACAGCUGCCUCGUCGUUUUCGAACGUGUGCUGAGCUCCUCUCUUGUCCUUCCUCAGAGGCGUGGUGAAGGCCAUGUUCACCCCCAGGAUCUCCCUGCCCCCUCUGUGCCGUGGCCUGGCCGGGUUGGAGGGAGGCAGCCAGCGCGCCCUGCAGCGGAACGGAAUCAUCCGGAAAACCUUCAGCGGUGGGAUGGCGGCCAUACGCAGACACUCCCAGUGUAUAGCAGUGAAGCUGCAGGCGGAUGCGCUGGUGAACCUGAUCCGCCGAGCCAGGCCGGUGUUCCUGCAGUGUGUCAGCGCAAAAUCGAGCAGCGGUGGUUUGGACGUGCCGGCUCUCAGAGUGCAGCUGCAUUCCACCCAGAUCCUGUCGGCCCUGCAGCUCUACCGCACAGGUUAUCCAGAACACAUGACGCUCAGUGACUUCAGGUGUCACUUCCAGGCUCUCUCUCCUCCGAUUAUGAAGCGUUACGCCUCCAUGUUUGUCAGCCAUGAUGAGAGAAAGGCCGUGGAAGAGCUGCUGGUUGAGCUGGACGUAGAUAAAAACAGCAUCAUGGUCGGAGCCAGCAGGGUGUUUAUGAAGCGAGGUGUGCUGCAAUACCUGGAGCAGCAGAGGGAUCAGCAGGUGACCGGGUGGCUGGUUUACCUGCAGGCCGCCUGCAAGGGACAUCUGGGACGUCAGAAGUACCGCAAACUCAAGGUGCAGCAGAUGGCGGUGAGGUGUCUGCAGAGGAACCUGCGGGUUCUGAAGGCCGUAGCCGAAUGGAGCUGGUGGAAACUUUUCUGCAGGCUGCGUCCUCUGCUCGAUGUGAACAUGGACAACGAAAGGCUGAGAGCCAAGGAGGAUGAGGUGUCGGCUCUGAGGCGCCGCCUGGAGAAGUCUGAGAAGGAGAGGAACGAGCUGAGGCAGACAGCAGACAGCCUGGAGACCAAGGUUACUGCUGUGACAUCGGAGCUAAGCGAUGAGCGUUUCCGAGGCGAUGCAGUGGGUCAGGCUCUGGAUGUGGAGAGGGCAGAGAGGCUUCGACUCAGCCGGGAGAACAAGGACCUGCUGACUCGGCUGGACCAGUGUAAGGUUACUAUGGAAACCCUGGAGAAGCAGCUGGAGGAGGAGAAGCAGAAAGCUCAAGUUGCCGCAAGUCAGAGAGGAGCUCCAAAAGAGGGCGAGCUGGUCAUGCAGCUGGAGUGUUGCCAGACCGAGGUGGAGUUCGUCCGCAGGCGCCUGAAGCAGACGGAGGAGAAGCUGGAGACGGAGAGGCAGAGCAGACAGCAGCUCGACACCAAGGUAGCAACACUGCAGGCCCAGCUGGAGCAGUCUCGGAGGAGCGCGUCGGAGCUGAAACGCCACUGUCGCAGGGUGACCUCUGACCUCCAGGAUGCCAGAGUACUCAGCGAUGCUCUGCAGAGUCGCAUGCACGAACUGGAGCGCAAACAGAGAAGGUUUGACAGUGAGCUGGCCCAGGCUCUGGAGGAGGCCAACAGUGAGAGAGAGCAGAAGGACAAAGCCUUGCAGGAGAACUCAGCUCUGGGUUCUGAAGUGUUCACCCUGCGCCGCAGCCUGCAGGAGAGCCAGGCUGAGAUGAGUCGCCUGCAGAAGCAGAAGGAGGAGUUGUGCGCUCAGAUCAGAGACCUCAGCCUGCCGGUUGACCUGGCCUCGGACUCGGUGCCUGACAUGAAGAAACAGAUCCGCCUCCUGGAGAGCCAGGCCAGCGAGAGAGCCGAGGAGACGAGCAGACUGUCCGCCCAGAUCCAGCAGCAGCAGCAGAUCCACAUGCGGUUCGAGAUAGAGGUGGAGAGGAUGAAGCAGAUGCAUCAGAAGGAGCUGGAGGAUAAAGAAGAAGAGUUGGAGGACGUUCAUAAGUCCUCCCAGAGACGGCUGAAGCAGCUGGAGAUGCAGUUGGAGCAGGAGUACGAGGAGAAGCAGAUGGUGAUUCAUGAGAAACACGACUUGGAGGGACUCAUAGCGACGUUGUGUGAGCAGGUGGGACACAGAGACUUCGAUGUGGAGAGGAAGCUGAGGAGAGACCUGAAGAGAACCCACGCCUUGCUGGCCGACGCCCAGCUGCUCCUCGCCACCCUGGACAGCUCAGGCCAGAACCGUCCCAACGGCAGCAAAGACCAGAUCGAACGCCUGCACUGCCAGCUGGAGGAGAGCGAGGCAAGGCGGCUGGAGGCGGAGAACACGCAGAAAGCCGUUGCCAUGGAGCUGGAGAACGCCCAGUUGGAACUGGAGAAUAUCUGCAGGCAGAAGAGUGUGGUGGAUGAACAGUUGGCGCUGCUGCAGCAUGAGAAGAUGGAUCUGCUGAAGAGGCUGGAGGAAGACCAGGAAGACCUCAACGAGCUGAUGAAGAAACACAAAGCUCUUAUUGCACAAUCCUCCAGUGACAUCUCUCAGAUCAGAGAGCUGCAAGCUGAGCUGGAGGAGGUGAAGAAACAGAGACGCUCGCUCCAAGAGGAGCUUCAGCAGUGCUUGUCCAGGGUGCAGUUCCUGGAGUCGUCCACUGUGGGGCGCAGCAUAGUCAGCAAACAGGAGGCCCGUGUGUGUGACCUGGAAAACAAAUUGGAGUUUCAGAAGGGGCAAGUCAAGAGGUUUGAGGUGCUGGUGCUGCGUCUGAGGGACAGUGUGGUUCGCCUGGGAGAGGAGCUGGAGCAGAGCGCCCAGGCCGAAGCUCGAGAGAAGGAACACGCCCGAUACUACCAGCAGCGGCUGCAGGAGAUGAGGCUGGAGAUGGACGAGCUGAGCCAGAGGGAGCAGGACAGCAGCCGGCGGCGCAUGGAGCUGGAAAUGCAGGUGGAGGAGCUCUCCGCCGUGCGACAGACGUUACAGGCCGACCUGGAGACAUCAAUCCGCCGCAUCGUCGAUCUGCAGGCCGCCCUGGAGGAAGUGGAAUCGAGCGAUGAGAGCGAGACCGAAAGCGUUCAAACUGCAGUGGAGUCCUUCACUCGAAAAAAAGACCUUGACUCUGUGUCCAGCGUCGGCUCUGUUGGCUCAAAGGACGUUGGAGAGGGCAUUCGCUCCCGUAGAGGCGGCUCUCCCUACAGCAGCCAAGAUGGCCGUCAGUCUGUCACUGACACCAUGAGCACCUACAGUUUCCGUUCUUGUUUGGACCCUGACGAUGAGGGCUCUGAAGCCGACGGUGUUGGUGCCACUGGCGGUGCCAGACAUCUCACCCAGGCUCCGUCCUCCUCGGCGCUGUCCAAGCUGCUGGACGGACUCCGGAAACGCAGGGCGAGCACAGAGGUGUCGGACGGGGCUGGCAGCACUGUCUCCCUUCCCAUCUACCAAACCACCGGAGCCUCCACUCUCCGGCGGAGGGCCUCAGGUCUUUCCCUUGGUCCGGCGGACGUCCAGGAGCUCCGGCCUGGCCCUGGCAUCCUGAAACCGCCGUCUCCUCUGCUGCCACGCGCCGCCAGCUCUUGCUCUGUCGCCGACUCAGAGAAGCUCCCUCGCUUCAACUCGAGCAGCUCGGCCUCCUCGCUCCCGUCCCUGCCUCGUCUCUCCUCUCUGUCUUCUUCUCUUGCCGCCCGCCAUCCUCCUCCGUCCCUGUCCAUCCCCGAGGAGGACCACGAUGAGCCCCUGCGCUUGACGGCCACUCCCUUCCAGCGCUCCCCGCAGCCGCUGCGGCGGUGCAUGCUGGAGAGCGUCGCCGCUGCUGCAGACGGAGGCGAGGGGUCCCUGGGGUCAGAACCCAUGGUCUUCCAGAACCGGCGUCUGACUGGCGACUGCGACAACGCUGCGUCAGACAUCCUGCCCGCCAUCCGCAGGGCCCAGUCCACCAGCAGUCUGGCCAGCUCCAUCAGAGGAACCAGGAGGGCGCUGAGCGUCCAUUUCGGAGAGCUGCCCCCAUCCACGCGCAGCAGGAAGAGCUCUGAGACGGAGUCGUCCAGUUCAGGCGGGUCUGGGGGAAGCUCCCAGGGCAGCGGGCCGCGGCGGAGGCUGGAACAACCACAGGGACAGAGACUGGAGGCGGAGGGGAGCGAGGGGGGAGACGUGGCUUCAGUCAUGAAGAAGUACCUAAGGAAGGAGGUCGACUGAUGCAGGCCAGCCUCCUCGUGUGUUGGCUUCCAGCUGUGAGCUUCAAAGAGACUUGCAGACCACAGGAUGCUGAAUGAAAUGCUUUGGAAGUCAACGCUGAUGCUUUUGACUCCUCAUCUGGAUAUUAAAGCCACCGAGAAAGAAAAAAGAAAGCACACUCUCUGUAUUUUCAAAUACGUUCUGUUUGUACAUGAUUAAAAAUGAAUGAAUAAUUUUGGA
Messenger RNA from Poecilia latipinna (sailfin molly), 6849 nucleotides. It is a transcript of the gene myo18b, whose product is annotated as myosin XVIIIB. Gene Ontology annotation, biological process: actomyosin structure organization. Gene Ontology annotation, cellular component: myosin II complex; unconventional myosin complex; myosin filament. Gene Ontology annotation, molecular function: actin filament binding; ATP binding; cytoskeletal motor activity. The transcript has 42 exons. The record is from RefSeq and is a predicted model, not a curated record. NCBI's taxonomy places the organism in Eukaryota, Metazoa, Chordata, Actinopteri, Cyprinodontiformes, Poeciliidae.